AAGGCACUGAAUAAUUGCUCUUCCACCACUCCGGAGGUCUCUGUAGUUCUCAUUGUCAAAUGUCAUUUUCUAUUCUAGAUUAUCAACAUCACACUCUACGAAAUCGACUUCACCUAUAUUCUGUACCUACAAAUAUAUACUAUACCCAGAAUUGGUUUCCAAUAUUUUGCGUGACAAAUAGGAAGUCUUUCGUUAUUUGAAUAAUUGAAUCCCUUCCCUCUCAGACGGGAAUCGGGUUCUGAUUAUUUUCUGCCGUUUUGAACUGGGUUUCUGUUGAUUAUAAAAAAAAAAGAAUUGGGUUUUUGUUAGUUUUUACAAAAGUCUAAGAGAGAGAGAGAGAGAGAGAGAGAUGAAUAAUAUGGUGGCAUUGAAGAAAUUAUGGAUGAAGAAGACAAUAGUGGGUCUUGUGUUGGGUCAGCUUCUUUCUCUUCUGAUCACUUCUACUGGCUUUUCUUCAUCUGAACUCGCCAGAAAAGGAAUUAAUGCGCCAACUUCACAGUCUUUCCUAAAUUAUGUGCUACUGGCGUUGUUCUACGGAUGCACUUUCAUAUAUCGAAAGAAAGCUCUCAAGGCGAAGUGGUAUUACUACGUACUUCUUGGCCUGGUAGAUGUAGAGGCCAAUUUUCUUGUGGUGAAGGCAUAUCAGUACACGUCCAUUACAAGUAUUAUGCUGCUGGAUUGCUGGUCAAUCCCAUCUGUCAUAUUUCUAACAUGGUUUUUCUUGAAGACUAAAUACAGACUCAGAAAAGCUAUAGGCGUUGCUAUCUGUGUUGUUGGUCUUGUUGUGGUUGUCUUUUCUGAUGUACAUGCAAAAGAUCGGUCAGGAGGCAGCAACCCACUUAAAGGAGACUUGCUUGUGAUUGCUGGGUCUACACUUUAUGCUAUCAGUAAUGUCAGCGAGGAGUUCUUCGUGAAAAGUGCUGAUAGGGUCGAACUCAUGGCGAUGCUGGGUAUUUUUGGUGCUAUUAUCAGUGCUUGCCAAAUAAGCAUACUUGAGCGUAAUGAGCUCAAAUCUAUCCACUGGUCAGCUGGGGCAGUGUUUCCUUUUAUUGGAUUUGCAGUGGCGAUGUUUCUGUUUUACUCAGGUGUUCCCAUCUUGCUGAAGAUCAGUGGGUCCACAAUGCUAAACCUCUCUUUGUUGACCUCAGACAUGUGGACUGUUUUGAUUCGCAUCUUUGCAUACCAUCAGAAGGUUGAUUGGAUGUAUUUCCUAGCUUUUGCUGCUGUUGCAGUUGGGCUCAUCAUUUAUUCCGGGGGUGAUAAAGAGGAGGAACAAAAAAGUGCUGAUGUAGGCGACGAAGAAGUUGAGCGGAGCAAGCAUUUCGAUGAGGAAGCUGGUUCCGUCGGGAGACGCUCGAAAACCGGAGAAAGUAGUAGUAGUAGUAAGAUUGACUUGGCUUCUACUGGGACUGCUGAAAGAGCAGAUAACAGUAGGGUCUUGGAAAAAGAUGACCCAAGGGAAGCCAUUUGAUUCAUCAUUUUUGCUGAAGUAGAAAUUAAAUAAAAUUUUUGCUUUCUUAUUGAUGAUGUGACUCAUGUCACUUAGGUAUUGGAAUACCAUGAUUCACAUAAAAACUACUGAGGAAGAUGUAAAUUGUGCACAA
This is a messenger RNA of Rhododendron vialii, 1604 nucleotides long. RefSeq lists its product as uncharacterized. NCBI's taxonomy places the organism in Eukaryota, Viridiplantae, Streptophyta, Magnoliopsida, Ericales, Ericaceae. Gene Ontology annotation, biological process: transmembrane transport. Bases 350 to 1471 code for a protein of 373 amino acids. The transcript is spliced from 12 exons. Gene Ontology annotation, molecular function: transmembrane transporter activity. Gene Ontology annotation, cellular component: membrane. The record is from RefSeq and is a predicted model, not a curated record.